Pan troglodytes (chimpanzee) is the source of this 12484-nucleotide messenger RNA. It is a transcript of the gene NRG1, whose product is annotated as neuregulin 1. The coding region runs from base 630 to 2198 and encodes 522 amino acids. NCBI's taxonomy places the organism in Eukaryota, Metazoa, Chordata, Mammalia, Primates, Hominidae. Gene Ontology annotation, biological process: cell differentiation; animal organ development; intracellular signal transduction. The transcript has 10 exons. Gene Ontology annotation, molecular function: protein tyrosine kinase activator activity; chemorepellent activity. The record is from RefSeq and is a predicted model, not a curated record.
ACUCUUGCCUCCGGAGCCCUCUGAUCCUGUUUGCAGUGAUGCUCCGAGGGCAGGCACCUGCUGCUCUGUAAUGAUUCAGCCCCUUUCAGCCGUCGUCGCGUUAACACAACAGGAUGCUGUUGCUAUUGUCACUACUGCCUCUCCUGCCGCCGCCGCUGCUGCCGCCGCCGCCACCGCCGCUGGUCCUCCUUCUGCUUUUACUUCUCCUGCAUGACAGUUGUUUUCUUCAUCUGAGCAGACACCAGCUUCAGAUGCUCGAGGUGAGAAACAUGCCUUUCAGUUUGGGCUACUGGUUUACUUAAUUAAUCAGCCGGCAGCUCCGUCGAUCUAUUUUGGUCCCUGUCCUCUUGACGAGCCCGGGAUGGUUUGGAGUAGCGUUUAAAAGAACUAGAAAAGUGGCCCAGAAACAGCAGCUUAAAGAAUUAUUACGAUAUACUUUGAUUUUGUAGUUGCUAGGAGCUUUUCUUCCCCGCUUGCAUCUUUCUGAACUCUUCUUGAUUUUAAUAAUGGCCUUGGACUUGGACGAUUUAUCGAUUUCCCUCUGUAAGAUGCUGUAUCAUUUGGUUGGGGGGGCCUCUGCGUGGUAAUGGACCGUGAGAGCGGCCAGGCCUUCUUCUGGAGGUGAGCCGAUGGAGAUUUAUUCCCCAGACAUGUCUGAGGUCGCCGCCGAGAGGUCCUCCAGCCCCUCCACUCAGCUGAGUGCAGACCCAUCUCUUGAUGGGCUUCCGGCAGCAGAAGACAUGCCAGAGCCCCAGACUGAAGAUGGGAGAACCCCUGGACUCGUGGGCCUGGCCGUGCCCUGCUGUGCGUGCCUAGAAGCUGAGCGCCUGAGAGGUUGCCUCAACUCAGAGAAAAUCUGCAUUGUCCCCAUCCUGGCUUGCCUGGUCAGCCUCUGCCUCUGCAUCGCCGGCCUCAAGUGGGUAUUUGUGGACAAGAUCUUUGAAUAUGACUCUCCUACUCACCUUGACCCUGGGGGGUUAGGCCAGGACCCUAUUAUUUCUCUCGACCCAACUGCUGCCUCAGCUGUGUGGGUGUCGUCUGAGGCAUACACUUCACCUGUCUCUAGGGCUCAAUCUGAAAGUGAGGUUCAAGUUACAGUGCAAGGUGACAAGGCUGUUGUCUCCUUUGAACCAUCAGCGGCACCGACACCGAAGAAUCGUAUUUUUGCCUUUUCUUUCUUGCCGUCCACUGCGCCAUCCUUCCCUUCACCCACCCGGAACCCUGAGGUGAGAACGCCCAAGUCAGCAACUCAGCCACAAACAACAGAAACUAAUCUCCAAACUGCUCCUAAACUUUCUACAUCUACAUCCACCACUGGGACAAGCCAUCUUGUAAAAUGUGCGGAGAAGGAGAAAACUUUCUGUGUGAAUGGAGGGGAGUGCUUCAUGGUGAAAGACCUUUCAAACCCCUCGAGAUACUUGUGCAAGUGCCCAAAUGAGUUUACUGGUGAUCGCUGCCAAAACUACGUAAUGGCCAGCUUCUACAAGCAUCUUGGGAUUGAAUUUAUGGAGGCGGAGGAGCUGUACCAGAAGAGAGUGCUGACCAUAACCGGCAUCUGCAUCGCCCUCCUUGUGGUCGGCAUCAUGUGUGUGGUGGCCUACUGCAAAACCAAGAAACAGCGGAAAAAGCUUCAUGACCGUCUUCGGCAGAGCCUUCGGUCUGAACGAAACAAUAUGAUGAACAUUGCCAAUGGGCCUCACCAUCCUAACCCACCCCCCGAGAAUGUCCAGCUGGUGAAUCAAUACGUAUCUAAAAACGUCAUCUCCAGUGAGCAUAUUGUUGAGAGAGAAGCAGAGACAUCCUUUUCCACCAGUCACUAUACUUCCACAGCCCAUCACUCCACUACUGUCACCCAGACUCCUAGCCACAGCUGGAGCAACGGACACACUGAAAGCAUCCUUUCCGAAAGCCACUCUGUAAUCGUGAUGUCAUCCGUAGAAAACAGUAGGCACAGUAGCCCAACUGGGGGCCCAAGAGGACGUCUUAAUGGCACAGGAGGCCCUCGUGAAUGUAACAGCUUCCUCAGGCAUGCCAGAGAAACCCCUGAUUCCUACCGAGACUCUCCUCAUAGUGAAAGACAUAACCUUAUAGCUGAGCUAAGGAGAAACAAGGCACACAGAUCCAAAUGCAUGCAGAUCCAGCUAUCAGCAACUCAUCUUAGAUCUUCUUCCAUUCCCCAUUUGGGCUUCAUUCUCUAAGACCCCUUGGCCUUUAGGAAGGUAUGUGUCAGCCAUGACCACCCCGGCUCGUAUGUCACCUGUAGAUUUCCACACGCCAAGCUCCCCCAAAUCGCCCCCUUCGGAAAUGUCUCCACCCGUGUCCAGCAUGACGGUGUCCAUGCCUUCCAUGGCGGUCAGCCCCUUCGUGGAAGAAGAGAGACCUCUACUUCUCGUGACACCACCAAGGCUGCGGGAGAAGAAGUUUGACCAUCACCCUCAGCAGUUCAGCUCCUUCCACCACAACCCCGCGCAUGACAGUAACAGCCUCCCUGCUAGCCCCUUGAGGAUAGUGGAGGAUGAGGAGUAUGAAACGACCCAAGAGUACGAGCCAGCCCAAGAGCCUGUUAAGAAACUCGCCAAUAGCCGGCGGGCCAAAAGAACCAAGCCCAAUGGCCACAUUGCUAACAGAUUGGAAGUGGACAGCAACACAAGCUCCCAGAGCAGUAACUCAGAGAGUGAAACAGAAGAUGAAAGAGUAGGUGAAGAUACGCCUUUCCUGGGCAUACAGAACCCCCUGGCAGCCAGUCUUGAGGCAACACCUGCCUUCCGCCUGGCUGACAGCAGGACUAACCCAGCAGGCCGCUUCUCGACACAGGAAGAAAUCCAGGCCAGGCUGUCUAGUGUAAUUGCUAACCAAGACCCUAUUGCUGUAUAAAACCUAAAUAAACACAUAGAUUCACCUGUAAAACUUUAUUUUAUAUAAUAAAGUAUUCCACCUUAAAUUAAACAAUUUAUUUUAUUUUAGCAGUUCUGCAAAUAGAAAACAGGAAAAAAACUUUUAUAAAUUAAAUAUAUGUAUGUAAAAAUGUGUUAUGUGCCAUAUGUAGCAAUUUUUUACAGUAUUUCAAAACGAGAAAGAUAUCAAUGGUGCCUUUAUGUUAUGUUAUGUCGAGAGCAAGUUUUGUACAGUUACAGUGAUUGCUUUUCCACAGUAUUUCGGCAAAACCUCUCAUAGAUUCAGUUUUUGCUGGCUUCUUGUGCAUUGCAUUAUGAUGUUGACUGGAUGUAUGAUUUGCAAGACUUGCAACUGUCCCUCUGUUUGCUUGUAGUAGCACCCAAUCAGUAUGUCUUGUAAUGGCACAUCCAUCCAGAUACGCCUCUCUUGUGUAUGAAGUUUUCUUUGCUUUCAGAAUAUGAAAUGAGUUGUGUCUACUCUGCCAGCCAAAGGUUUGCCUCAUUGGGCUCUGAGAUAAUAGUAGAUCCAACAGCAUGCUACUAUUAAAUACAGCAAGAAACUGCAUUAAGUAAUGUUAAAUAUUAGGAAGAAAGUAAUACUGUGAUUUAAAAAAAACUAUAUUAUUAAUCAGAAGACAGCUUGCUCUUACUAAAAGGAGCUCUCAUUUACUUUAUUUGAAUUUAUUUUUCUUGACAAAAAGCAACAGUUUUAGGGAUAGCUUAGAAAAUGGGUUCUGGCUUGCUAUCAGGGUAAAUCUAACACCUUACAAGAGGACUGAGUGUCACUUUCUCUCUGGGGGAAUGAUCCAGCAGCUUAUCUAGUUGACGAUCAAAACACGGCUGAUAAAGGUGCAAUCAUUUCUGACAUGUAUUUUUCACUGAUUUUGAAGCUAGUGAUUGGUUGUGUCUUCUUGGCUCAAAAAGAAGCAUAUUACGGCACAAAAAGCCCAGCCCAGACAGCACAUGCAGCAUUUUGUCUGAAAUACUUCUAGAGUCAAACGUGCCUGCUGUACAUAGCGAUGACUUGUCAUCAUAGGGAAGUAUUUCCAUCGUAGAGUGUUCAGAAGGAGUGACUGUAUAGGUGGAGAGAAGCUUAGUGACUCCGUUGAAAUUUUAAAAUGUGGAUGACCACCCCUUUCUCCCCCUUAUUUUUCUUUUAUCUUUCCAUGUUGCCUUGAUCAGGUCAUAACUAUGCAUGAACAUUUUUUAUCAGGAAUGGCCGAUGUGUAUGUGAUUUGUAAUCACAAGUAAUGAUUCAUCAGGAAAUGUCAAUCCUGUUGGAAAGAUUGCACCUUUACUUGCAGAAGUGACCCCCACCUGUGUCCUGACCUCUCCAUUUACAGGCUCUCUCACCCAUUUCCCCCACCUCCUUUAAUUUUUGCUUUACUGUCAUAAAGUAGGACUAAGAUUGGUCUAAGCAUUGCAUGUUCUUUUGUGAUGGUAAAUCCAAAGGUAGGCCUAUAAAUAUUAACGUUUGAAAUAACUGCUAAUUCAGGAAAAUGGAAGAAAAAAAAUGAUUUGAAACACAGAACCCAUUUCAUGGCCUGCCUGAUAUCUGUGAAAUCAGGGCUGGAGCUUUACUUAGGAUUCACAUGGCCUCCUAGGAACCAUAGGAUAAAUGGGAAACAGGUUAUCGGGGGGAUUCAUGAAGUCAGUGAGAGUAAUUGCUUCUUUUUUGCGGGUGAACUGAAUGUAUUUCUUCACCAAAUCUUGAUGUUAACAAUUAAAAAGAAGAAAUGACAUGCAAGUAGGUCUUAGCAGAAAAAUGCAGGCUGGGCAUGAGUCAUGUUGUUACGCUCCCACAUGCUCCUACAAUCCACAGAGAUGCCUGUCUGCAGGUUCUUGAAGUUACUGUUAGUAUUUGGUAUCUCAAAUUUUCUGUCACUGUUCACAUGCCACUUUCUCUGUGCUCAGUGGUAUCCUCAUUUGCUUUUUAACCUACACUGAGGAGUCUUUGUCAGUUUGCACUGAUUUUCCAAUUCUGCAGUAAUGAGUAAGCUCACAGCAUGGGGAAGAAGACAGUCAGUCCAAUGAAGUUCUCUAAAUUAUUUUAACAUUGCCUUUGAAGGCCUUGACUCAUCCUUAGCUAUUUCAAUGAAGAAAUUCCUACCAUGAAUUUAAAACCCUAAAAAUUCUGUUUCAAAUUCUUUGGGCAUUGGGGUACUCAGAUAUCCCAUUGUGGAAGAAUUUUAAGAAUAAAUAGAAGUUUCUGUUGAGAACCAUGAGCAACAUGUUUCUUACAAUGAGAAUUGCUAUGCAUUUUAAAAUUGCAAAUAUAUAUGAAAAUUGAAGACAAGAGGAAAUUGUAUUUCUAACUUGAUUCUGAUCACUCACAGAGGUGGCAUAUUAUUAUAGUUGGGACAUCCUUUGCACCCUUCAUAGAAAAGGCCAGCUGACUGCUCAGCAUCACCUGCCAAGGCCACUAGAUUUGUGUUUACAGGGGUAUCUCUGUGAUGCUUGUCACAUCACUCUUGACCACCUCUGUUAAUAAAUUCCGGCAGUGCAGUGGCGAUCGGAGUGUGAACUUAUGUUCCCAGCAUAUGGAAAGCUAUCUUAGGUUUUAAGGUAGUAGAAAUUGCCCAGGAGUUUGACAGCAACUUUGUUUCCCAGGUCUAAAAUCGUAUCCCACUGAGGUGUAUGCAGUGGAGCAUAAUACAUGCAAAUACAUGCAAAACUCCUUUUGUUUCACCUAAGAUUCACUUUCUGUCUUACUUUCCCUUCCUGCCUAGUGUGACUUUUGCCCCCAAGAGUGCCUGGACAGCAUUCUAGUUUCUACAAAAUGGUCCUCUGUGUAGGUGAAUGUGUCCCAAACCUGCUAUCUCUUUCUUGUUUCAGUGUGACUGUCUUGUUAGAGGUGGAGUUUAUCCAGGGUAACUUGCUCACUAACUAUUCCUUUUUAUGGCCUGGGGUUAAAGGGCGCAUGGCUCACAUUGGUGAAAAUAAGGAAGGCCUGGUCUUAUCUUGUAUUAAUAAUACUGGCUACAUUCCACCAGCCAGAGAUUUCUAUCUGCGAAGACCUAUGAAACACUGAAGAGAAAUGUAGGCAGAAGGAAAUGGCCACAUAUCACAAGUUCUAUUAUAUAUUCUUUUGUAAAUACAUAUUGUUUAUUACUUGGAUGUUUUCUUAUAUCAUUUACUGUCUUUUUGAGUUAAUGUCAGUUUUUACUCUCUCAACUUACUAUGUAACAUUGUAAAUAACAUAAUGUCCUUUAUUAUUUAUAUUUAAGCAUCUAACAUAUAGAGUUGUUUUCAUAUAAGUUUAAGAUAAAUGUCAAAAAUAUAUGUUCUUUUGUUUUUCUUUGCUUUAAAAUUAUGUAUCUUUUCCUUUUCUUUUUUUUAAGAAUAAUUUAUUGUUCAGGAGAAAGAAUGUAUAUGUAACUGAAACUAUCUGAAGAAUGCACAUUGAAGGCCGUGAGGUACUGAUAAACUAAAGAAUUUAUUAUUCAAAAUACUAAGCAAUAAGUAAUUGUGAUUUAUUUAAAGUUUUGUCCAUUUUCCAUGAAAGACAUACUGCAAUAAAAAUGCUACUCUGUGGAGACCUGGGAGUGUUGCUCAGCAGACUACAGCUUCAGUCUGUUAGACCAGCACCUUUCAUCUCAUUCCCAUAGUUGUGCUAAUUUAGGAUUGUGUUCCAUGGACCCCGUGAUCACCUUGUCUAUACGUUGCUUCUUGUCUGUCCAUUGCUUUUGCCACACCACCUGUUCUCAAAUCAUCUCCUCCCUACCAAUGCUGUUUAUCACUUUCUUCCUUGUUGAAGAGGCCGCACAACCAGACAGUACUAUGCUUCCUUUUUCCUCCAUACACAAUAACAGAGAGAGAAUAUUCUAGGGCAUGACUGCCUGGAUCCUGGCUGUUGCUAUCUUUUGUAGUGGCAGUAAGAAACUCCUUCAGACUAAUGAAAAUGUCAAUGUGCCAUUCAAUCACGAAAGGUAACGAAAAAUGCUCUCAUGGUUCAAGUAGUCCAAUGGCCCAUAGUGGCCUAAAAGGCAGCCAGUUGACACCUGGCCAUGCCAUCCACUAAUGACUUUCCAUUGGGCCCACAAUUUACGGAUUCACAAUUUUAAAAGAGGAGAAGGCCAAGUUGGGUUCAUUCCCCUUAUUCUGUCAAUAAAACAAAUCAAACUCAUGUCUAUCUAACUGCUCAGGGAGGAGCCUUUGCAUGAGAAAAUUCUCAUAUUCUAAGACUGAGUCAUAGAAAUGAGGGUAUUACUUUUCUUACUGCAAUUAACCCAAACAAAAGCCAUAUUUUAACAAAUAGAUAUUUGCAUGGUACCCUUCAUAUAUUCCAAGCAUUUCACUCAUUAUUCCAGGUAGGUUAAGAGCUUCUGAAGUGUAUGAAGUAAAGGUCAGCAAUCCUUUGGGGUGAACAGUGGCCUCCUUUGGAGUUUGGGGGUAACCUGAGACUUCCCACCAAUGUCCACCUCCAUCUGUGUACCUAAUUCCUAUUACCUAGUUAUGGCUCCUCUAGGAUCAUUUCCAAACACUCUGGAUGUCCAGGAAAUUUAAAUUGUAGCUUUUGACUGAGCUAGUUUUUCCUAUUUAUAUUAAUAAAUUUUCAAAAAUGCUUGAAAUCUUCACAUUUGCAACAACUUUAGUUUUCAUGCACAUACAAACACAUAGAGAGACAAAAAUUGCAAACAGACACUCUCCAAAAGCCACCACACUCUUUCACUUGCUCUAUAGUCAUUUAGCCAACCAGCCAUGCAGAGAAUAUUUAAAACUUAAAGAUUGAGACAUUAUUCACAGUUUUUGCUGAGGCUUUGUAACCAAAUUGAACACUAUAAGCAGCUAUCGUAGUAAUUUUGGUUAAAAUUGUUUGCCUGGGAUAUAGUAUUUGAGGCAGAAGCACGUGUGUGAAGGAGGUGAGGUGGUUUGGAAGGAGUGAAGACUCGCAGCCAGAUUGAAUGUCUGGAUAAUUACUAUAAUUCUCCCUUCUUGGUUGAAACCAUGUUCUCUCUUGAUUUUCAAACCCAGGCUGCCUGUGGAAACAAGCAAACCUGAAUCUUUCUAACCUGAGUCUUCCCAAUCAUUAGAUUUCUUUUCUGUCCUAAUGAUGAAUGAUAAAAGGACUUGAUGUUCACAAUUUGGGGUUAUAAGGCAGGUCUGAAAUCUGGAGACUCAAGAUGCUGGAAGGAGUGGAAAGUUUCGAUGACUUUAUAUGAAUCACUUUGCACUCUAUGUUUGGCUUGUCCUCUUUGAAACUGAUUUACUAAAAUAAAUGUAAGGGAACUAUUACUCCAAAAGAUUAACUUGGCAGGAAAUACCAAUACUUUCAGUUUAUGAAAGACAAAACUGUCUUGUUGCUACAGGAAGCUGCAAUAUUCCUAACCUUUAAGGUUGGUGUUGAGUAGGGUGGUCAUGCCCUCCCCUGCAGGUAUCUUUAGGCUCCUGUUGACCUCCUGGUACUAUAACUGUUCGUCUUCUCUGGGUAGCUAUUGAUUUUGAACUUUAACAUGCUUCAAAACUUUAUUCAUCAGGGAAAUAGGAAAAGAGUUUUGUUACCUGGAGGAAAUCUAUUGUGAUCUACCUGAGCUUUUUAAAAACAGACCAGGAGAAGGAAACCAGUAAUUUUUAAAGAAGAGACAGAGAAUGGGAUAAUAGUUUCACCCAGGAUCUCUUUCUAACCCUUUCCCUUCAAAUGAACUUAUUGGAACAGAAUUGGAAAGAAGAAAGGACAUCUCUGCCCACCCCACAGGAUGCCAAAAAGGCUAAAGAAUUACCUCUGUAGAUUUAAACAUCUUUAAUGGCUUAUGUAUAGAUUUGCUAAUACAGAGAGAAAUGAACUAUUAAAUAAAAAUCACAUUUUAUAAUAUUUUUAUGGCUUAAAACAUCCUUUAUCUCCUUUUUGUUCUCUCUACACGAUAUGGUAAGUGAUGAGGAAAAUUUAGGCUCAGGAAGGUUAAAAUCUUUCUUGGAGUUACACAUCUAAGAGAGCUGCAGAGCUGACACUUGUACCCAGGUUUUCUGACUGCAAAUCCAGUUUCUUUCUAUUGCGCUCUUCCCCUUUCCCUGCCUCAAGCAGAAACAGGUUUUUUGUUUUCAACCUUUGUGUAUACAGUAUGUUAUGUUACAUCUACAGCUAAGUUUCUUUUUAGAAGAAUGUGAGCCCUUCUAGCUUUGGUUUAGAGUGAUUCUAGAAGCCAAUUUCCUUGGCUUAGUGAUUCUAUGCACCUUUCCUAAACUUAGCUUUCUAAGGAAAUGAAGUGUACCAGUGAGAAUGAAUUCACAAUUUUGACAUGUAGGUAGCAUCCUAAAGUGAAAAGAGGAGGAACUUUGUAGUCAAAGCACUCUCCCCACCACUUAGAAACUUACUGACUGUGGGCAGCUUCCUCCUCCAAGUUUCUUUCCUGAUUUACAAGACUGUGGUGUGGUCAGGAUUAAACUUGAAUACGUGUAAGGAAGCCUGAAAGUGUCUAACACAUAGCUAGUAUUCAAAUGCCACCUUCUAUUUGCUCCUUCCCCUCCAGUUCCUUAAGUUUUGGAAUCUAGGUUUCUCAGUUCCAAAUGGAUUGACAUUUGCAUAUCCCCAUUGCACAAUGGAUCAAAUAAACUUUAUGUUAUCAUUUCUCCAACAUAGUGCCAGUAAGCAAAUCCUUUUUAAUAACAACAGUAUGUUGAGAAACAUAUCACCAAAUAACAUUUAACUUUGUAGCUUUGAUAAGUUCUUUAGGUUUUGGUUUUGGUUUUGUUUUCUGAGACAGGGUCUUGAUCUGUCACCCAGACUGGAGUGCAAUGGUUCAAUUUUAGCUCACUGCAACCUGUAACUCCUGAGCUCAAGUGAUCCUCCCACCUCAGCCUCUCGAGUAGCUGGGACUACAGGUGUGCUCCACCAUGCCCAGCAAUUUUUUUUUUUUUUUUGGUAGGGGCAAGGUCUCGCUAUGUUGCCCAGGCUGGUCUUCAAUUCCUGGCCUUAAGUGAUCCUCCUGCCUCGGCCUCCCAAAGUGUUGGAAUUACAGGCAUGAGCCACCACCCAUAACUUUAUGUUUGUUUUUUUGAUGCAGUAUAAGUUCAGCGUGCUUCUUAUGCAGCCAUACCAUUUCAUGUUAACUCUGAUUUUUAGCAGCUUAUUACAUGUGUUUUAUUAUUAAUAUAAUUUAACAGAAAUUUACUAAACCAUGACUCUGUAGAGUUUUAAUACUACCUCCAAACAUCAUUGCAAACAUCUAGAAGAAUGAACAAAAAUGAUCUUAGGUCGACAGUAUAUCUGUUUGUCUUAGUUUCUACACAGGAUGUUCAGACAUAUUCCAUUUCUUAAAAAAAAAUAUAUAUAUAUAUAUAUAUAUAGUCCUGGCGCAGUGGCUCAUGCCUGUAAUCCCAGCACUUUGGGAGGCCGAGGCAGGCAAAUCACCUGAGGUCAGGAGUUUGAGGCUGGCCUGACCAACAUGGUGAAACCUCGUCUCUAUUAAAAUUACAAAAAUUAGCUGGGCGUGGUGGCACAUGCCUGUAAUCCCAGCUACUCGGGAGGCUGAGGCAGGAGAAUCACUUGAACCUGUGAGGCAGAGGUUGCAGUGAGUUGAGAUCACACCAUUGCACUCCAGCCUUGGUGACAAGAGUGAAACUCCGUCUCAAAAAAAAAAAAAAAAAAUAUAUAUAUAUAUAUAUAUAUAUAUAUAUAUAUAUAUAUAUAUAUAUAAAAUCCCACCAAAAGUCUGCAGAGCGACCAAAUUAGAGGAGUCUGGUUUCAGAUGAAAUUAUAAAUGUGAGAAACCACGUAGCUCCCAUGAUCCAUCCAAUAAUUCCUCACGUCCUCUUCACUCUUUACUCCAUGCAUAAAACAGAAUUUUUUUUUCUCAUCCUGGGUAUGAAGCAAUUAAUAAUUUACAGAUUUAGCCUAUUUGGAUUCAAUCCCUUCAAACUUCAUACUACAUCCAAGGUGGAAGUUACUUAAGCUCUGAUAUCAAUCAUCAGACUUGUAAUAUAGGCUUUGUUAAUGGCAGGAGAGUCUAAUAAAACUUUCUGUUCCUUAUCCUUCAUUUAAAUGAAAAACUUUUUAUUGAAAACAAUCAUAACUCUAGCUCAUCAUAAAUAUAAUUCAUGAGGACAUUUUAUUAUUUUUAUAUUAAAGAAAUAAUAUUAUAGAUGUAAACUUUGCACCUUUCUAAUUAUUAUCAUGAGUUAAGCUAAUACUUGUCUUCUGGUCCCUAGAUGAUGAUUCUUUUUUGCCUUACUGGAGGAGCCCUUGUCUUGAAGUGAGUUGCUUCAACAGCAGAGGACUUCUAGUUUCUCCCAGUUGGGCCUAAAGUGAACUUUUCAUCUUCUUCAGAGGAAAGGGCUUCCUUGAUUUGUACUUUUGUGGCUCCUCAGAUAACACAGACAAUUUUAUCUUGGAUCCCAGGUUCUCUUCACCAUUAAGAAUAAGAAAGAGAGAAAAUGCUGUGCAUGACAGCCACCUACUCCAAGCUACCCAACCCCCUGUAACCAGGUAUCUUCCGAUAACAAGAUGAUUCUGCCCUCACUCAAGAGUCUCCCCCACAAAGAUUCCAUUCUCCCUUUACUUUUUAUUUUUUAUUUUUUUGCAAAACAAAGGCCUCCUUUAGUACCUCCUUAGUUUAUAACCCUUAUCUUCCCAGCUCUUCCCUUCACUGAGACCUCUGAUUUCAAAAGUUCUGAAGUCGGAAGACCACACAAUUUCAGACUGUGAACAGAAAUUCAGUCAGAAAUUAUUGGAGUUAGAAAGAAUUUAGAGAAAUUGUAUUGAACUAGAAAGUCCUCUUUGAUUAGUGGUGGCCCUUUAGAAAGUUCUAGGGCAGAGUCCCAUGGUGUUUCAUCUUUUCCAUGAUGUGCUUGACCAAAAACUUCUCUUUCACAAAAUGAAAAUAUGCUAAUCCACCACACAUUUUGGAUUCUGCUCUGUUUGCCUGAGGUGUUAGAUCUCUAGCCAGGACUGUGAAGGGAAGGAACUUGAAUCCUUCCUAUUGAGCUAUUAAUGCAGAGUCAGUGAGAUGAAGGGUUCCACUCGGGGUCAAAAUCAUGUCAGUUACCAAGCAAAGGAGCAAGUGAGGGGAAACAUCUCCUCAUCUGGUUAGUGGAGCCACAUUUCACCCACUGAUCAAGCCAGACCUGAGCAAUAGUCUAGAUUUCUCCCUCCACAUCUAAUUGGUGACAAUGGUGAUUGUACCACUGACAGGUCACACAAGUCCACACCCUCCUUCACAGCCUCACUGCUUCGGCUCUUGUUUAUGCUCUUAUCAGCAUCUGUCACUGAGAUCCAUUUGUCUCCUGACUCAUCUACUUCCUUUCACUCCCCUGGGCCAUCCUUCACACCAUGCUAGAAGACUCUGUCUAACUUGCAGAACUUACUGUGUCAGUCUCCUGGUUACGGCCCCUCCAUGGCUCCCCACCUGACAUAGGAGGCCCUUCACAAUCUGGCUUCUGUCACUCAUAACUUGUCUCCAGCCUUCAUUCUUCAGUCUGAUUUUAUGGUUUUCUAGUUCCCCAAUACACCACACCAGUGUUUAUGAAACCCUAGUCAUUGGCAUAUGAACUUUAUGAUUAUUGACAUAUUCAUGUACCACCUGUAUUAUUUUUUGCAUAGUGUUUAUUUUUAAUUGACUACAUUUUUAACUACAAUAAAGUAAUUUCAACUAAAA